ACUGUGCCCAGGUCUGGUGACGUCAUCAGUGCGCGCCGGGAGCGGUGGAAGUUCGGAGGAAGUUUGCGGGGAGCUGGUACUGGGCUGGACGUUAGAGCUUGUAUUGAGGUCAAUGUGUAGAGCCGGACUUUCCUGUGUCCUCCAGAGAGAUGAGCGCCCAGUCUUCCUCCUCCUCAUCAUCAAGCUCUAAAUGCAGAGUUCUUUCCACCCUGAAGAAAGUUUUUGGAUUUAGCACUUUCCGAUCCGAUCUGCAGGAAAAUGCAACACGAGCUGUUGUUAAAGGUGACCAAGAUGUGUUUGUGUGUAUGCCAACCGGGGCUGGGAAGUCUCUUUGCUAUCAGCUUCCAGCUGUCCUUGCUGCAGGAAUCACCAUUGUCAUCUCCCCCUUGAUAGCCCUGAUUCAGGAUCAGGUAGACCACCUUAUAUCCCUGAAGAUUAAAGCUUGUUCCCUGAAUUCCAAGCUACCAUCAGCAGAGCGUAAGAAAAUCCAGCAGGACCUGGAGAGCGAGAACCCGAAGAUCAAACUCUUGUACAUAACCCCUGAAAUGGCUGCCGCCUCUUCCUUCCAGCCUACCCUGAACAUGCUGCUAUCUAGAGGGCUCCUUUCCUACCUCAUCAUAGAUGAAGCUCACUGUGUUUCCGAGUGGGGACAUGACUUCCGACCUGAUUACCAGCGUUUGGGAACCCUGCGUUCACGUAUGCCGCAGACCCCUUGUGUUGCCCUGACUGCCACCGCCACUCAAAAAGUGCAAGACAAUAUCAUAGCCUCACUGACACUGCGCCAGCCUAUUGCAAUGUUUAAAACGCCCUGCUUUCGCGUCAACCUGUUCUACGAUAUACAGAUGAAAGAGUUACUGGGAGAUCCAUACGGGAACCUGAAAGACUUCUGCUUGAAAGCUCUCGGAGAAAAGAAACCUUCUGGGGGCUUUCAAGGUUGUGGAAUAGUCUACUGUAGGACCAGGGAUUCCUGUGAAGAAGUAGCCAUUCAGUUGUCAAAGCGGGGUGUCUCUUCUAAGGCCUACCAUGCAGGUCUUAAAGCAGCAGACCGAGUAUCUAUCCAGAAUGAAUGGAUGGAUGAGGCAGUUCCUGUGAUUGUGGCCACCAUCAGUUUUGGAAUGGGGGUGGAUAAAGCCAAUGUCAGGUUUGUCGCUCACUGGAAUGUAGCCAAAUCAAUGGCUGGCUACUAUCAAGAGUCAGGGAGAGCAGGUCGUGAUGGCAAGCAGUCUUUUUGUCGUCUUUACUAUUCCAGGACCGAUCGGGACCAAGUCAGCUUUUUGAUCAAAAAGGAAAUUACUAAAUCUCAGGCUAAAAGAGGAGGUGUUAAAGCGUCAGACAAAGCAUCAAUGGCUGGAUUCGAAGCAAUGGUGAAUUUUUGUGAGGAACUGGGGUGCCGCCAUGCUGCCAUUGCGUCGUAUUUUGGUGACGAGAGGCCUCUGUGUAACAAGUCCUGUGACUGCUGUAAGAAUCCCCGGGCAGUCAAGCAGCAGAUUGAACAUCUGCAAGGUUUGCUGUUGAACGGAAGAAGUAGAACCUGCAUCCAGCAACCUGGUCCCGCUCCUGGACCAUUUGGUUAUGACAAAGAACUUUAUGAAGGGGGCAGGAAAGGGUACGGGUUUGCCAGGUGUGAUGAGGACUCUGAUGAAGGAAAUGAAGAUUCUGUGGACAAUCACAAGCGGGAAUGGAACAGCUUCUACCAAAAGCAGAUGAAUUUGAGGAAGACCAAAGAGCUGGAAGAAUUCAUUUUGCCAAGCCAGGACUGUCCGCUUAAGGAUGGAGCUAAUGACAAAAUACCCAAACUUACUGUUAAGGCUCGGGAACACUGUCUGAAGAUGCUGGAAGAAGCCAUCAGUAAAAAUGUCCAGGCGACCAAUACUGCCGAUAGAAUGGACGUCUCUUCUUCUGCUGUGGACCUAGAAUAUGAAGUUUUCCGAAGCAGUAAAAUGGGCAAUCUUUAUAAAGCGGGGGUAUUGAAAAAGGUCUCCGAGAUAAAUAAGGCUUCAAAGGAUGGUCAGCCAUAUGUGGCACUAGGGUCAUGUAACACUACACAGAAAAGUGAGACUAACGUGGAUGCACAUGAAGAUGGAUUUGUCUCUGCCUCUCAGCUGCACAUGUUUAAACGCAAGAGAGUGGGGGCGCCAUCACUGUUCCAAACUGCAUCAAGUUUACUCCAAACGACGAUGCCAGUUCCGCAAUGCACCCAGUCCGUUCCUAGCUCCAUCAAGCUGAGUGGACAUAACCAUUCUAGCACAUCUCCUGAAAAAACUGAAAGUCCCAGUAAAAAGGUUAACAGCCCAAAUAAGAAGUCUCAGCAGAGCAAGAAGAAGCUGGAGCUGGCCUCCGCCGCUGCCAAAGACUCACAGGACAUUUCUAAGUUUUUCUCAUCCCAGAGUAAAUCAAAAUCCUCAACUAUUGCCCAGAGUUUAACAAAGAGUGACAGUCCCGGUCAUGACGGUUGUGAAAUGCAUGAGGCCUUCACCCCAGACUCUCUAAAUGGGCUCCAGGGCAGUAGUAAAAAACUUGAUGGAAAUAAACAGGAUCAUAGUAGAGAAAGUCACGUCUCGCAAUCAGGAAAAAGUCUUCUUGUUGAGGACAUCUCAAUGAAACAAUCAUCAGACACAAAAAAGGACACACAGACUGGGAAAAACAGUAUUAGGAAAAGAGGCUUGGAAACUAAAGAUCUGCAAACCGCAGAUGCGCUAAAAAUGCCACCACUACAAAGCCAAGAGCGUUUAAAAGACCCUCAGGAGGAAUCACAGGUGACCCAUGAGGUGGCCCAAGAAUUUUCCCUAAAGCAUAGUAGCGGCUCCAGAUCUCCAGAGGCCGAGGAGAACGACUUUGAGCAGCAGGAAUCUCUGGAACCAGCACAUAAGAGGCAAAGAAGAGAAGAAAAGUCAUACUCCGUCAUGUUCAAUCCCGAAAAAGGGAAUAGCGAGCAGCGGAAAAAGAAGGUGACCUUCGACCCAAACAUCUGCCAAGAAGACAAGGAAGGUACAGCUAAAGUCCUCCAGCCACCUUUGAAUAAAGUGGUCACCCUAAAAGAGACAGCUGACAUAGUGGUAAAAUACUUGACGCCAUUCUUCCGAGAUGGAAAGUUUGCAUCCAAAGACUUAUUUAAAGGAUUUGCGCGGCAGCUGUCUCACCACUUAGCGGGGGAUAACAAAACACCGCUGCGAAGAACUGUGAAAGAAGAAGCUCAGAGACUGAUCAAGACAUUUUUCAAGAACCGGGAAAGUUGUCAGAGCGAGAUGGACUGGCAGGAGUUACUGCACGCCGCCACCUGAUGCCGGAAGACCUGCCUAUAGUGACAAUCCUGCUGACAUC
Molecule: messenger RNA, 3321 nt
Organism: Bufo gargarizans (Asiatic toad)
Lineage: Eukaryota; Metazoa; Chordata; Amphibia; Anura; Bufonidae
Gene: RECQL5
Product: RecQ like helicase 5
Exons: 20
Coding region: 150-3281 (1043 amino acids)
Biological process (GO): double-strand break repair via homologous recombination
Cellular component (GO): cytoplasm; chromosome
Molecular function (GO): 3'-5' DNA helicase activity; nucleic acid binding; ATP binding
Source: RefSeq, a predicted model, not a curated record